AUGGACGGGAAAACCUCUCUGACCACGGCAUCGUCCAGCAGUGUCCCUCCCAGCCUCCAUGCCUCCACAGUCAGCAACAUCUUCAGUGCCCGACCGCCGCAGCCUCGAGAAAGCGUCCUCGGCAUUAGCUUCAAGCCCUACAGCCCGGAGUCCAGCCCAGCCCCGGCCCCCUGCACGACCUGUGAGAGCGCACGUAAAGGAUCCUCCAUGUUCAGAGCUCCCUGCAUGAGCCAGCGACGGCUUGCGCUCAUCUUCUGCAUCUCCGUCCUCAUCGUGCUGCUCAUCGCUCUCAUCCUGCUGUUUAUGUUCUGGCGGUCGCAGACCGGCAUCGUGUACAAGGAGCCUGCUGAGAGCUGCAAGGACAGCCCCGUGCGCUGCGACGGCAUCGUCGACUGCUCCCAGAGGAGUGACGAGCUGGGCUGCGUGCGCUUCGCAUCUGACGAGUCCUUGCUCCACAUCUACUCGAGUGCUGAGAGCCAGUGGCUGCCGGUGUGCAGCAGCGCCUGGGAUGACUCCUUCUCCAGAAAGACCUGCCAGCAGCUGGGAUUUCAGAAUGCAUCGCAGACUGAAUACAUUCCCCUGCACGUCUCCGGCAAGAGCCUCACUGUGACUGAUGAGCGAGAGACCAUCCAGCAGAGCCUCAACAGCUCCCACUGUCUGACGGGAAAGUACGUCUCCCUCCGAUGCACAACCUGCGGGCAGAGGAUUUCUGGCCGAAUCAUUGGAGGAAAGGAAACCUCCGUGACCAAGUGGCCCUGGCAAGUCAGUGUGCAGUAUGGGCCCAUCCACAUCUGCGGCGGCACCAUCAUCGACGCGCAGUGGGUCCUCACCGCGGCCCACUGCUUCUUCAUGAACAGCAUGAAGAUCCUCGAUGACUGGAAGGUGUACGGCGGGGUCUCGGACCUGAAGCAGCAUGCGGAGGGCAUUCCCGUCUCCCAGGUCAUCAUUAACUCCAACUACAGCGACGAUCACGAUGACUAUGACAUUGCACUCAUGAAGCUCUCCAGGCCGCUGACGCUCUCAGCUCAGGUUCGCCCAGCCUGCCUCCCCAUGUACGGCCAGCAAUUCCAGACCGGCAGGUCCUGCUUCAUCACCGGCUUUGGGAAGACCAGGGAGAACGAAGAUAACACGUCCCCAAAGCUGCGGGAGGCCGAGGUGAAGCUGAUUGACUACAAGGUCUGCAACAGCGACAAGGUGUACGAGGGCUACCUGACCCCACGGAUGAUGUGUGCCGGGUACCUGCAGGGGGGGAAAGAUGCGUGCCAGGGUGACAGCGGAGGGCCCCUGGUCUGCGAGGACAACGGCCGCUGGUAUGUGGCUGGGGUCACAAGCUGGGGGACAGGAUGUGGCCAGAAGAACAAGCCCGGUGUUUACACGCGUGUGACAAAGCUUCUCAGCUGGAUAUACAGCAAAAUGGAGAGUGAGAACGACUAA
Molecule: messenger RNA, 1434 nt
Organism: Haliaeetus leucocephalus (bald eagle)
Lineage: Eukaryota; Metazoa; Chordata; Aves; Accipitriformes; Accipitridae
Gene: TMPRSS13
Product: transmembrane protease, serine 13
Exons: 13
Coding region: 1-1434 (477 amino acids)
Biological process (GO): proteolysis
Cellular component (GO): membrane
Molecular function (GO): serine-type endopeptidase activity; protein binding
Source: RefSeq, a predicted model, not a curated record